AUUUCGUUUUUCUUGCUUUUGUUUUUCUUUGAUAUACAAGCUUCGCUUGGAUUACCAUGGGCCCACAAGGCAUGGCGCGCUCGGUUCCCCGAGUCUCGAGGGUCGUACGAUCAUUGACUCAGCGCAAUAGCCUCUCUACUUUGAUUGCGAAGCGUCCAGUUCUCCGAGCCAGCUCCCUAUUGCAGUCCCGCGCAUUAUAUCAGGCUUCCCAGCGCAGAGCACAGCCGGCCACCGCGCAAUCAAACACAACCAGAUACUCAUCCAAUCCAGCCCUCUCCUUUCCCUGCCUCGAUGCUCAGGAUGCCAUAUCUGCCCAGCUCUCCGCACGGUCGCUCGAAUCCGGACCCGAACCCUCCUAUACCACCGGACAGCACGAACAAUUUCACUGCGAAGAUCCGAUUCUCCUCGACUGGGGCGGCGUGCUCCGCGAAUUCAAUAUUGCAUAUGAAACGUGGGGUCAAUUGAACGCGGACAAGAGCAAUGCCAUUCUGCUGCACACCGGUCUUUCGGCAUCGAGUCACGCACACAGCACCGAAACCAACCCCAAGCCGGGCUGGUGGGAGAAGUUUAUUGGCCCCGGCAAGCCUCUCGACACGAACAAGCAUUUCAUAAUCUGCACGAACGUUAUCGGAGGAUGUUACGGAAGCACUGGACCUUCGUCGAUCGACCCUUCAGACGGCAAGAGAUACGCCACUCGAUUCCCCAUCCUUACGAUAGACGAUAUGGUACGGGCACAAUUCCGUCUCCUUGACUCACUGGGCAUUCAAAAAUUGUAUGCGUCUGUUGGUUCCAGCAUGGGCGGUAUGCAAAGUCUCGCUGCGGGUGUCCUAUUCCCGGAGCGCAUCGGCAAAGUUGUGAGUAUCAGCGGGUGCGCCCGAAGCCACCCAUACAGCAUUGCGAUGAGACACACGCAGCGCCAGGUGCUGAUGAUGGACCCGAAGUGGGCCCGGGGUUUCUACUAUGACUCCGUGCCGCCUCAUUCGGGGAUGAAGCUCGCUCGAGAGAUCGCUACGGUAACAUACCGCAGUGGCCCCGAAUGGGAGAUGCGCUUUGGACGCAAGCGUGCGGAUCCCAGCAAGCAACCCGCUCUUUGCCCAGACUUCUUGAUUGAAACAUACCUUGACCAUGCGGGUGAGAAAUUCUGCUUGGAGUAUGACCCGAACAGUCUCCUUUAUGUCUCCAAGGCCAUGGAUCUGUUUGAUCUGGGGUAUGCCCAUCAAGAAGAGACCAUGAAGCGAAGAGCAGCCAAUGAAGUCAAGAUUGCCGAGGGUGGUAACGAUACCCAGGAGAACAACAUCACCUGCAGCUUGACCCUUCCCACCAAGCCGUACGAAGAACAGCCGUUCCAGACUGCGUCUACGCCUUCGAUGGACCAGUCUGUUACUGAGGGUGGAGAGGCCCCGGACACGCCCCCGCAGGACCUGGUUCGUGGACUCGCGCCACUGAAGAACCACCCUGUCCUGGUCAUCGGGGUCGCCAGUGAUAUUCUCUUUCCUGCUUGGCAACAGCGAGAAAUCGCAGAGACGCUUCGCGCCACAGGGAACCAGACUGUGGAGCAUAUUGAAUUGGGAGAGGAUGUUUCAAUUUUUGGACAUGAUACGUUCCUCCUUGACCUGAAGAACAUUGGAGGCGCAGUGGAAAGGUUCUUGCAGUAGACGUGGAACUUGAAUUUGAAUUGAGAUACCACAUGUACUGUACUUUUAUUGGCAUUGGUGAGGUUGUGGUCACAUUUUACAUACCCAGCUGACUUGACCUGGAUCAGUGUCAUCAGGAAGCCAGAAAAGCCGUUCUUUAUGUAGGCAAGUACAUAGAAGAGAUGAUCAGCAUAAGGACAUAAAUCGUUUACCUUAAUUCUUCGCUACCAGCCUGCACUACCGUGGAGUUUCUUAGUACUUUCAAGUCAUUUAGCC
Messenger RNA from Aspergillus homomorphus CBS 101889, 1910 nucleotides. Its product is annotated as homoserine O-acetyltransferase family protein. NCBI's taxonomy places the organism in Eukaryota, Fungi, Ascomycota, Eurotiomycetes, Eurotiales, Aspergillaceae. Gene Ontology annotation, biological process: L-homoserine metabolic process. Gene Ontology annotation, molecular function: homoserine O-acetyltransferase activity; L-serine O-acetyltransferase activity. The record is from RefSeq and is a predicted model, not a curated record. The transcript has a single exon. The coding region runs from base 57 to 1655 and encodes 532 amino acids.